Messenger RNA from Nematocida major, 729 nucleotides. RefSeq lists its product as uncharacterized. NCBI's taxonomy places the organism in Eukaryota, Fungi, Microsporidia. The coding region runs from base 1 to 729 and encodes 242 amino acids. The transcript has a single exon. The record is from RefSeq and is a predicted model, not a curated record.
AUGUCUCAAGUGGGAAAGUGUCUUCUAUCCGUUCUGGGGAUCUGCAUCUUUGUCUCUUGCGCGAGUGCAUCAAGCGUGCAGGAGUACUACGUUCUUCCGAUGGCUUCCCUCGAGGAGUCGAAGGACGCGUGCAGAAGCGCCUCUUUUGUGCCGCCAGUCCAGAAGAAGUGGCUGGGGAUGGUGCAGAAAGGGGGCUGCUCAACGCUCAGCAAGUACAACACCCUCCGGGAAAUGGGGGCUUCGGGAAUGCUUAUUUUGGACGGGGGCGAGACGGAGUAUACGUCCACAAGCAGAUUUCACGUGGUCUCAAUAGAGGCAAGCAUGUAUAAACGGCUGGUGGAGGCGUACGAGAAGAACAAGGAGCUUCCAAAAGUGAAAAUAUCGCACCCCUAUACAAGCACGCUUCCUGCAGUGCAGAUUCUCUACAUCGUGUUUCUGGUUCUGAUGAUAUUCGUGUUCCCGAGCCUUUUUGAGCGCCUGGACGAGCCGGCUGUGAAGCUGGUCACUCCGAAGGACUUAUCCACCGUCUCCCUGGAGAAGUACGAGAGACUCCCAGAGAAAGACAGAAAGUACGAGGAGUGCCCGAUUUGCUUCGACAGGUUCCAGCCGGAAGACUUCGUCCGGACUCUGCAGUGCAGGCACUACUACCACUGCAAUUGCAUCGAUCCGUGGCUUCUUAGCAGGAGUUGUCGCUGCCCAGUGUGCAACCAAGAACUAUCUUUCCCAUGA